GAUUAUGCUCGUAAUAGUAAUAGUCGUGAGUAUGCGUUCUUGUUGAAAAUCGUGAACGCGCUUAUGUAGAUGUUGUGUGAGUCACAGCCGUCCGUGCUAGGUAGAGAGUGGUGGAUAUUUAGAUAAAACAAGGCUAGUAACGAGGAAUAAGGAAGAUAGGGAACUGAGGAACGCAGUUAACUGGUGCAGCCCGUUGUAGUUGUACAGUCUGUUGAACUGAUCUUAAGGACUAUCGUGCCCAAGCGGGUUGUUGUGGACAGAAAGGUUUGCCUUUUGUUGUUGAUACUGCCGCUCCCGGAGGAGGAAUGUCGGGGAGCCGGGACGAGGAGCGGCAAAAACUGGCCGACAUCAUUAACCACUGGAACGCCAACCGGCUCGACCUGUUCGAAAUCAGUCAACCCACUGAGGACCUAGAGUUUCAUGGGGUGAUGAGAUUCUACUUUCAAGACAAAGUAGCUGGCAACUUUGCAACAAAAUGUAUCAGAGUAUCUAGCACUGCUACCACACAAGAUGUGAUAGAAACUCUUGCUGAGAAAUUCCGCCCAGAUAUGCGAAUGCUUUCUUCUCCCAAAUAUUCCCUCUAUGAGGUGCACGUUAGUGGGGAAGAACGAAAACUGGAUCCAGAAGAAAAGCCUCUCGUGGUUCAAUUAAACUGGAACAAAGAUGAUAGGGAAGGAAGAUUUGUACUGAAAAAUGAAAAUGAUGUAAUUCCACCAAAGAAAGUUCAGACUAAUGGACCAGACAAACAAGAAAAAGGGGUUAUAAUAAACUUUAAAAGAACUCUUUCAAAGAAAGAAAAGAAAGAGAAGAAGCGGGAGGCACUAAGACAGGCCACAGAAGACAGUGACAGAAUACUACACAAAGAUGAGAGUGAGAAUUCUAGGUUAGCAGCAGAAGUAUACAAAGAUAUGCCUGAGACAAGUUUUACCCGUACCAUAUCAAAUCCAGAGGUUGUCAUGCAGCGACGGCGGAAACAAAAAUUAGAAAAAAGAAUGCAGGAGUUUCGUAGCAGUGAUGGACGGCCAGACUCAGGUGGAACACUAAGGAUUUAUGCGGACAGUUUAAAACCAAAUAUACCCUACAAGACAAUCCUCUUAUCUACAACAGACACAGUUGACUUUGCUGUUAUUGAAGCCUUAGAGAAGUAUGGAUUGGAAAGGGAAAACCCAAAGGACUACUGUAUAGCUCGGGUUAUACUACCUCCUGGUUCUCAGCAUUCUGAUGACAAAGGUGCUAAAGAAACUAUCCUUGAAGAGGAUGAGUGCCCACUUCAAAUCUUCAGGGACUGGCCUAGUGAUAAAGGAACUCUGGUCUUUCAGCUGAAGAAAAGGCCUCCCGACUUUGUACCAAAGAAAACAAAGAAACAAGUUGAUGGAAAGCCAUUGAAGGGGAAGGAGAGAAUUGAUGCAUCUGGGUAUGGUUCCUCCUUGCCACCUGAGAAAUUACCCUACCUUGUUGAACUAAGUCCUGAUGGUUCUGACUCCCGAGAUAAGCCAAAGCUUUAUCGUCUACAGCUAAGUGUUACUGAAGUUGGAACAGAAAAGUCUGAUGAAAACUGUAUUCAGUUGCUAGGCCCUGGAAUCCAGCCUCACCACUGUGACCUCACUAACAUGGAUGGAGUAGUCACUAUCACACCAAGAAGCAUGGAAGCAGAUACUUAUGUUGAUGGUCAAAGGAUUACAGAGACGGUCAUGCUGCAGAGCGGCAUGAAGGUGCAGUUUGGGUCAUCUCAUGUAUUCAAGUUUGUUGAUCCCACACAUGAUCACAUAUUAUCCCGAAGACAUGCAGAGGCUGGUCCUAUGCUCAAAACCCACAAGCAUAAACCAGGCAGUGUCCAAGAAACAUCAUUUGAUAUUGAAGGAGAUAUGCACAGUGGAUCAAUAUUACCUGUGAGCAAGAGCUCUAGUAGGCUGGACAGUGAAAGAACUACAUCUGCUUUUAGCGUAGCAGAACGAAGUACUGUGAAACCAAUGAUUCGUGUGGAUCAGCAACAGGAUUUCCUCAGACAAGAUGACCGAUCUCCGGAUACUCAGGGGCCUGAACUGACUCUGCCAGCAAGCAUCGAGUUCAGGGACAGCUCUGAAGAUGCCUUCUUAUCUGCAGUUAUUAACUACACUAACAGUUCCACUGUGCACUUUAAACUGUCUCCAACUUACGUGUUGUAUAUGGCUUGCCGUUAUGUCCUCUCUAGUCAGUACCGACCAGAUAUGAGUCCUGCCGAACGUGCACACAAAGUCAUUGCAAUAGUAAAUAAGAUGGUGAGCAUGAUGGAAGGUGUGAUCCAGGAGGUAGACCAGGGUGAUCAGAAGCAAAAGAACAUUGCAGGAGCACUUGCAUUUUGGAUGGCUAAUGCUUCAGAGCUACUCAAUUUUAUAAAGCAAGACCAUGACCUCAGUAGAGUUACCCUCGAUGCCCAAGAUGUCUUGGCUCAUUUGGUUCAAAUGGCAUUCAAGUAUUUAGUACAUUGUCUUCAAUCAGAUCUUAACAAUUACAUGCCUGCUUUCCUUGAUGACCCAGAUGAGCAAAAUACCCGAAGUCCCAAAAUUGAUGAUGUCUUGCACACGCUGACUGGAGCAAUGUCCUUGCUGCGCCGUUGUCGAGUGAAUGCUGCUCUAACCAUUCAACUUUUCUCUCAACUGUUUCAUUUUAUCAACAUGUGGCUUUUCAACAGGUUGGUUACAGAACCUGAUUCAGGCCUGUGCUCCCAUUACUGGGGAGCAAUCAUUCGCCAGCAAUUGGGCCACAUUGAAGCUUGGGCUGAGAAGCAGGGACUAGAGCUAGCUGCUGAUUGCCAUCUAAGUCGGAUAGUACAGGCGACUACAUUGCUUACUAUGGACAAGUACUCUGCAGAAGACAUUCCAAACAUAAACAAUACGUGUUUCAAGUUGAAUUCAUUACAGCUUCAGGCUCUCCUUCAGAACUAUCACUGUGCAUCUGAUGAGCCGUAUAUACCAACUGAGCUAAUAGAGAAUGUGGUGUCAGUAGCUGAAAACACAGCAGAUGAACUAGCUCGUAGUGAUGGCCGGGAGGUUCAGCUGGAAGAGGAUCCAGACCUGCAGCUGCCUUUCCUUUUACCAGAGGACGGUUAUUCUUGUGAUGUUGUCAGAAAUAUUCCAAAUGGGCUUCCGGAAUUUUUGGAGCCACUCUGCCAGAGAGGAUACUGUAGACUUGUUCCACAUCCUCGGGCUCCAGGCAGUUGGACUGUGUAUUUUGAAGGUGCUGAUUAUGAGAGCAACUAUUUACAUGAAAAUAGUGACCUGACUCGGCCUUUACGUAAAGAACCAGAGGUAAUUACUGUCACACUAAAGAAGCAGAAUGGAAUGGGUCUGAGCAUUGUUGCUGCUAAGGGUGCUGGCCAAGAAAAACUUGGAAUUUAUGUCAAGUCUGUUGUGAAAGGUGGAGCUGCAGAUUUAGAUGGUCGUCUGUCAGCUGGAGACCAACUGCUAAGCGUCGAUGGACAGAGCUUAGUUGGACUUUCGCAAGAAAGGGCGGCUGAGUUGAUGACUAAAACUGGUUCAGUGGUGACACUUGAGGUAGCGAAGCAAGGUGCUAUUUACCACGGUUUGGCAACUCUUCUUAGCCAGCCUUCCCCGAUGAUGCAAAGAGUGUCAGAUCGUCGUGGCAAUGGAAAACCUCGACCAAAGAGUGAAGGCUUUGAGCUUUACAGCAACUCCACACAAAAUGGCUCACCAGAGAGUCCUCCUUUAGACUGGACAGAGUAUACUGAACCAAAGAAACUGCCAGGGGAUGACAGGCUAAUGAAGAAUCGUGCUGACCAUCGUUCUAGUCCCAAUGUGGCAAAUCAGCCCCAGAGUCCUUUGGGAAAGCCUGUUUAUUCAGGUGUGCCUAAUGCUAAAAUUACUUCAGUCUCAACUGGAAAUCUCUGUACUGAGGAGUUGACACCAUCACCAAGGCCUGAGGCAUAUCCAAUUCCUACUCAGACAUCCACUAGAGAAUACUUCACAUUUCCAGCAUCUAAAUCCCAGGACAGGGUUGUUCCUACUCAUGGACAGUGGCCACCUUAUGAAGAAAGUUUUCCAGCAGAAGAUAUCCCAGUCAGUGCUGCAGUGCAGCGUGCUACUCGUUCUCAGGAGGAAUUGCGUGAUGACAGAAUUUUCCUUAUGGAGAGGAAUCGACAUGAGGAGAUCAUCAGUAGAGACAUGGAAUAUCACAUGGAUCCAAGGCACAAUGGUGAGGAUACCUGGACUAGCUUAAGCUCAUCUCGAGAGUCCAAUGCAUCCAGUCAGGAGCAUUUGAACUAUGCUCCUAGGCCAGGUCAUCCUGCUUCUAGUUUAAAUAAAACUGGUCCCGGACGCUGGAAAAUGCCAGUACCAAGUCAGCCUACACCAGUUGCUGUCUCUCAGCCUAUAAGGACAGAUCUCCCUCCCCCUCCACCACCACCACCUGUGCUCUAUCCGGCAGAUUUUGAUAACAUCCACGCAGAUUUACCCCUGCCACCCCCUCCCCAUCCCAAUCAGUUAUCAGUACAGAUGCCACCCUCUUCUUCACAGGCUACUGCAGCAGCAGACAGAAAAAAAAGGGAGGAUCAGCAACGUUGGUAUGAGAAGGAAAAGUUGCGCCUAGAAGAAGAGAGGGAGAGGAAAAGGAGAGAGCAGGAGAGAAAGCUUGGUCAGUUGCGUAGUCAGGCAGCAGUUCCUGCUCAGCCACUGUAUCCAGUGCCACCUGUACAACAGGUUAGGCCUGAAAAACCUGCUGCUUUGCCAAGACCCCCAGACACUGUCAUUCGGGAGCUGCUGCCCCAGCAGCAGCCUCGCACCAUUGAGCGCCGUGAUCUGCAGUAUAUUACAAUCAGUAAAGAAGAACUGUCUUCAGGUGACAGUCUUUCACCUGAUCCUUGGAAGCGUGAUGCCAAGGAGAAACUAGAGAAGCAGCAGCAGAUGCACAUUGUGGACAUGUUAAGCAAAGAAAUUCAUGAACUACAAACUAAGUCUGAUCGUACAUCUGAGGAUACGGAUCGUUUACGUAAACUCAUGCUGGAAUGGCAGUUCCAGAAACGUCUGCAGGAAUCAAAGCAGCAAGAUGAUGAUGAUGACGAUGAUGAAGAGGAAGAUGAUGAUGUAGAUACUAUGCUGAGACAAAGACUAGAAGCAGAAAGAAGGGCACGGACUGCUGUUCCUGCAAUCUCUGUUCUAGAUUUGUUACAGGAUGAAGAGCGACGACGGCAACAGCAACUGGAGGAAAUCUGCAAGCGAGAAGCUGAAGAGAGGGCCAGACAGGAGGAGGAACGUCAUCGUAGAGAGGAGGAGCAAGCAAAGAAGGAAGCAGAGGAAAAGAGAAGACAAGAGGAAGAGUACUAUAAUCGUUUGGAAGCUGAAAGACGCAGGCAGCACGAAGAGGCUGAACGGAAACUGUUGCAACCAGACGAGCCUGGUCUGUACAGACCUCCUCUCCCACGGGACUAUGAACUCCCACCCCCACCCCCCUCAUCUAACGCUCCUCCGCCCCCACCUCAGAGAAACACUUCUUACCUCAAAACACAGGUCCUGUCCCCUGACACGAUUUACACAGCCAAGUUUGUUUCGUACGAGGAUGAGGAUGAGGAUUCCAAACUAGCAGGUCAGGCUAAGUACUCCAGUACAAGAAAGUCCUAUGGUGACCUUCCUCCUGCUCCUAAGCCACAGCAGCCUACUCAGCAGCCCCGCCCGGUGUCAGAUGGCAUCUUUCUUUCCAGCUCAUUCCAGCUGCCCGCUACCAAUUCCAACAGUACUGCUGCUAAGGCAGGUCCACCCCUUCCCCCUCCAAACAAACCACACAUCACAACACUCAGCAACUUAAAAGGGCCAAAUACUUACAGUGGGUCUUCAACAGAAUUCACUGCAGGACAGGAUAUUUACAAAGACCUAAGAGACAAACGGGGUAAAAGCCAGGAUAUUGAAGGGCAGGAAUUGAAGGAAGCCCCAGAAACUAUGACUUUCAAGGAGCGACAGCGCCUUUUUUCUCAAGGACAAGAUGUUUCAAAUAAAGUAAAAGCAUCAAGGAAGUUAAUGGAGCUGGAAAAUGAACUGAACACUAAGUAAAGACUGGAGUCUUACCAAGUCGGAAAAUUAUGUAUUUUUGUUGAGUUGGGAGGGGAAAAAAGAGUGUCUAUUUUGCUUUGUAAAGAGUUGUUUUAUGAUUCCUAUUUUCUUGGAGCAGUUUUCCAGGUUAGAAAUGAUGCAGCUGAAGUUCCAAGAGAAGUCAGUUGUUUAAUGUACCAAGAAAUUUUGAAUUAUAUGUUGAAAUAAAGCACUGUAUUAAAUGUUUUCACUUCAGAAGUCAUAUGAAGGUAAUCACUUUUUGUAUUAUCAGUUUGAGGUUAGCGUUUACUGGAAGACACUAGUGAGACUAUUGCACGUUUUACAGCAUAUUCUUUUCUCCAUAUGUCACGGAGGCCAGUGCCUCUUUUGCAGCUGCAAAGCAGUGGGUAGUUUUAAUCUGCUUUAUGAAAUCCACACAGUAGCCUGGAAAUUUAACUCAUGCCUCAGUUUUCAAAGAAAAAAUACAAGCUGUUACAGGAAAUCUCAUGUUACAGUUUCUGGGGGUGUAAUUGCAUCUUUUUAACGUCACCUUGCAUGCUUCAGUUUACACUUAACACUUAAUGAACAGUUUGGUAAUGGGGAUAUUAAUGAAGGAACUUUUUUUUUUUUCCAAAAUGCAGUAUUUAAGCUAAGCCCCUCUUAUGAAACAUUCAGGUUCAUAUCUAAUGUGCAAAAGCAGCCACAUUCCAUGGAUUCCUUCUUGGCAGCUCAGACUACUUAAUGCUUAUGGUAGGCGCCUUAUUUAACUUUAAUUGUAUUUCUGUUUGCUCCUCCCUCCCUCUUCCCAUAUCAUUUCAUUUAAUUUCAACUAUGCAUACAUGGCAGAUGUUCAGAACGUGAUCCUUAAUAGACUGGUUUUCCGUCUGUGGUGUAAUACACUAAUGUGACUGCAGCCAACAAUUUUGUUACUCUGGAUCUUUGAAUGUAUUUUAGAGGAGCUGGAAUUUCCUGUACCAUACAGUUUCCCUGGAUAUAUUUAGAAACAUCUGCACACUUUAUUAAUGUAGAGGGUAGAAUUCACUGCCUUAGAAACAAAAUCACUUUAACAAAAGUUGUAUCAUAAAUGAUUGCAAAUUAAUGAAAAGCUGUGUGUAAAUAUUUUUUAUGUAUGGAAAUGUCUUACUUGGAAAGGAAAUAUGCUUUUUACCAUCUCACAUGAUUGAAGCUAAAAGUUUAAAACAGCAGUGCAGGUAUUUUUUUUUAUUACAGUUGAAAUUAAUAAAAUGUAUAUGCAUAUGUGGUAAAUUUGCUUUUCUGAAUCCUUGUUUAUGCUGUGCAAUAUAUUUCUUUAUUUUGCUAAUUUGGCUACUCCUCCCUGUACAUCCUGGCAUUUGAAAGCCAGGUGAGUCACUGCAUGGCUUGUGGGACAUCUGAAUAUCACUACUAUGAUAUAAACACUAAUGCUGAGCAGAAAACCAUCACAGCAAAGUGAAGUAAAUGAUGCGGGGUAAGCCACUUUUUUCUUGACAGUUCAAUUAUUUAAAAUACAGACUUGAAAUGCUGGUGGAACUGGAGGAUAAGAUAGGUGGCUGAAAAAAAUCUGAAAUUGUUUUACACUAAGAGAAAAACUGGUAGGGUUGCACUGCUGUUUUUUUUUUUUUUUUUUUGGGGGGGGGGGUUCAAGUGCUUGUGGAGAAGGUUCACAAGACCAAACGUUGGUAACUUAAAUCCUGAUGGAAAUGCUAGCAGCACUAGGAAGGAAGAAAACUGUCCAGAUAACUUAUUUUUUGUAUGUGUGUGUUUGUGUGUGCGCGCGCGCGUGUGCAUGUAUGUGUGUAUAUUUUAAUUGGAUGAUUUUCCUUAGUUCGCUGCUAGUGUUUGGUAAGGGCAUAGAAGGGAAGUAAGAAUAUUUAAGUUCUGACUUCACUGAAUUUCAGCUGACUGUGGUUAUAACUGACAUGCUUUCACAACUGUGGUUAUUACUGAAAGCAUUGAAACUGCUGUAGUCUCAUUCCUACUGUAUUUUACUUGCAAACUAUUUUUAAUAAACUUUGUUAUGUAUUUCA
Messenger RNA from Protopterus annectens (West African lungfish), 8044 nucleotides. RefSeq names its product afadin, adherens junction formation factor (gene AFDN). The transcript is spliced from 34 exons. Gene Ontology annotation, cellular component: adherens junction. The coding region runs from base 306 to 6038 and encodes 1910 amino acids. Gene Ontology annotation, molecular function: cell adhesion molecule binding. Gene Ontology annotation, biological process: signal transduction; regulation of protein localization. The record is from RefSeq and is a predicted model, not a curated record. Lineage: Eukaryota; Metazoa; Chordata; Ceratodontiformes; Protopteridae.